Molecule: messenger RNA, 279 nt
Organism: Acanthoscelides obtectus
Lineage: Eukaryota; Metazoa; Arthropoda; Insecta; Coleoptera; Chrysomelidae
Source: the annotation of a GenBank genome assembly
AUGCGGGGUUUGACGAGAGAUGAGAUAGUCAGAAUGAAGCAAAGGAGGAGAACACUGAAAAACAGGGGAUAUGCUGCCUCCUGCAGGAUCAAGAGGAUAGAACAGAAAGAUGAGCUGGAGACAGAGAAAAACCAGGAAUGGAGAGACAUGGAGUCGAUGAGAGAUGAUAUUGCACAUGCAAGGGAAGAAAUGGCUGGUAUCGAGCAAAGAUAUGAGGCCUUAAAACAAUUUGCAAUUAGAAAUAAGAUUCCCAUCCCUCCAGAGUUAGAUCAGUUAUAA